GCUUUCAGCAAACCCGCUUUUAACCAGUUCUUUCUGAAAAAACAAGGAAGAGAAGAUAGCAGUAAAUACAACGCGGGAAAAUAAUAGCCUGAAGAAAAGAUACUUUGCAAUACAGCAAUCGUCAAUUCUUCCCACCCGAGCUGUACUUCAUAACCCUUUCGUCAUGCCAAAUAUAGUAAUUUUCAGUGGCAGUUCCCACCACGACCUGUCACAAAAAGUGGCAGACAGGCUCGGACUGGAACUAGGAAAAGUGGUCACAAAGAAAUUCAGCAACCAAGAAACAUGUGUCGAGAUUGGAGAAAGCGUUCGGGGAGAGGACGUCUACAUUGUGCAGAGUGGAUGUGGGGAAAUCAACGACAACUUGAUGGAGUUGUUGAUCAUGAUCAACGCCUGUAAGAUUGCAUCAUCUUACCGGGUGACUGCAGUUAUUCCAUGCUUUCCUUAUGCCAGACAAGACAAGAAAGAUAAGGGUCGUGCUCCCAUCUCUGCAAAGCUUGUAGCCAACAUGCUGUCAGUUGCAGGAGCAGAUCAUAUCAUUACCAUGGACCUGCAUGCGUCACAGAUUCAGGGUUUCUUUGACAUUGCUGUGGACAAUCUGUAUGCAGAGCCUGCUGUUAUUCAGUGGAUUAAAGAAAAUAUCCCAGAAUGGAAAAACGGUAUCAUUGUGUCUCCUGAUGCCGGGGGAGCAAAAAGAGUCACCUCAAUUGCUGACCGACUGAACGUGGAGUUUGCCCUCAUUCACAAAGAAAGAAAGAAAGCCAACGAAGUGGAUAGAAUGGUCUUAGUGGGUGAUGUGAAAGACCGGGUGGCUAUUCUCGUGGAUGACAUGGCGGACACAUGUGGCACAGUCUGCCAUGCUGCUGACAAAUUGUUAUCUGCUGGUGCUACCAAGGUGUAUGCUAUACUGACCCAUGGGAUCUUCUCUGGCCCUGCCAUUUCCCGGAUAAAUAAUGCUGCAUUUGAGGCUGUUGUAGUUACCAACACCAUUCCACAGGAAGAAAAAAUGAAACAGUGCCCAAAGAUUCAGGUGAUUGAUAUUUCAAUGAUCCUUGCUGAAGCCAUCCGAAGAACACACAAUGGAGAAUCUGUGUCUUACUUGUUCAGUCAUGUCCCUUUAUAAUACAGAAGAAAGACCUACAUUUUUUCUGCUUCUAGAUCCUAGUGAACUACCUGAACCAGUGCAGAGUAGGAGCAAUCGACCUGCACACAAUUGACUUAAGCAAUUCUUGAGUAGCCAUUCCAGCUAAAGGGGUUAUUUUGUCAGAAUUUUCCACACCUUCACACCAGGGCAUAUGCAUACUUCAUUCCCCCAGAACAGUAAUUGUUGGCUUAAAGCAGGGGCUUGGCUUUCCUUAUAGCUAUGGCUUGAACUUUUCAGGUUUUAUUUUUGAUCACAAGAUGUCCCAUUAAAAUUACAAAACAAUGUCACUUGUUUUACCUUCAUAUCUUGACUGAGCCUGAUUCAGUUUCACUUUAUUUUAAUUUCAGAGACGUGACAAAUUACGUUAAUUGCUUAUCGCUGAUGAUAAUUCCAUUUUGUUCUUGCAGUCGCCUAGUUUAUCUUUUGUUGUUUUAACUCAUUCAACA
Messenger RNA from Polyodon spathula (Mississippi paddlefish), 1587 nucleotides. RefSeq names its product ribose-phosphate pyrophosphokinase 2. The record is from RefSeq and is a predicted model, not a curated record. The transcript has 7 exons. Bases 164 to 1120 code for a protein of 318 amino acids. Gene Ontology annotation, molecular function: magnesium ion binding; ribose phosphate diphosphokinase activity. Gene Ontology annotation, cellular component: cytoplasm; ribose phosphate diphosphokinase complex. Gene Ontology annotation, biological process: 5-phosphoribose 1-diphosphate biosynthetic process; purine nucleotide biosynthetic process. Lineage: Eukaryota; Metazoa; Chordata; Actinopteri; Acipenseriformes; Polyodontidae.